Molecule: messenger RNA, 2522 nt
Organism: Canis lupus familiaris (dog)
Lineage: Eukaryota; Metazoa; Chordata; Mammalia; Carnivora; Canidae
Gene: IMPA1
Product: inositol monophosphatase 1
Exons: 10
Coding region: 275-1132 (285 amino acids)
Biological process (GO): inositol metabolic process; signal transduction; phosphatidylinositol phosphate biosynthetic process
Molecular function (GO): inositol monophosphate 1-phosphatase activity
Source: RefSeq, a predicted model, not a curated record
UGAAGGCGCCCGGAAGCGGCAGCCGCGAGUGGUUGUGACUGCGGCACGUCCCCCGAGUGUGAUGCUCGGAGUUUCCUGGUGUCCUCCGAGCCUCCCUCUGGAGGUCCUUCCCUAGGGGUGUCGUUCGGGCUCAGGCUCCGGCGUUGCCUGCUCACGUGACUUAGCGCCUGGAAAAGGAAUGGGAGUAAGAAUGGAAAAAAGAGAGUUUGGAAACGAUUCCUGAGACACUAAGCCGAUUCCUGAGACACUAAGCCGUGACUUCUGUAACUCAAAGAUGGCUGAUCCUUGGCAGGAAUGCAUGGAUUAUGCAGUAACCCUGGCAAGACAAGCUGGAGAGGUAGUUCGUGAAGCUAUAAAAAAUGAAAUGAAUGUUAUGAUUAAAAGUUCUCCAGCUGAUUUGGUAACUGCUACUGACCAAAAAAUUGAAAAAAUGCUUCUCUCUUCCAUAAAGGAAAAGUAUCCAUCUCACAGCUUCAUUGGUGAAGAAUCUGUGGCAGCUGGGGAGAAAAGCAUCUUAACUGACAGCCCUACAUGGAUCAUUGACCCUAUUGAUGGAACAACUAAUUUUGUACAUAGAUUUCCUUUUGUAGCUGUUUCCAUUGGCUUUACGGUAAAUAAAAAGAUGGAAUUUGGAAUUGUAUACAGUUGCCUUGAGGAUAAGAUGUAUACUGGCAGGAAAGGAAAAGGAGCCUUUUGUAACGGCCAAAAACUGCAGGUUUCACAACAAGAAGAUAUUACCAAAUCACUUUUGGUGACAGAGUUUGGCUCUUCCAGAGCACCAGAGACUGUAAGAAUUGUUCUUUCUAAUCUGGAAAAGCUUUUGUGCAUUCCUAUUCAUGGGAUCCGAGGUGUUGGAACUGCAGCUGUUAAUAUGUGCCUUGUGGCAGCUGGAGUUGCAGAUGCAUAUUAUGAAAUGGGAAUUCACUGUUGGGAUAUGGCAGGAGCUGGCAUUAUUGUUACUGAAGCUGGUGGAGUACUAAUGGAUGUGACAGGAAUUAUUUUUGGUUUGAUUUUAGGUGGGCCAUUUGACUUGAUGUCACGAAGAAUAAUUGCUGCAAAUAGCAAAACAUUAGCAGAAAGGAUAGCCAAAGAAAUUCAGGUGAUACCACUUCAAAGAGAUGAUGAAGAGUGAUUGCAACAGCCCCACAUGUUCAGUCACAGCUGUAUCUUCCCAUAAUUGCUGACACACUGAUGGUGUUAUAAAAUUUAGGACAUUUCAGAUGUAAAAUAUGACUGGUUAAAAUGGUCUUUGAUAUUCAUAUUUAAAAUGCAGUUUGUUGUAUCUUUUACUAAGACUAGGUAUGAAAGAAUAGGUGAUGAAAUAUUUCAUUGUUUUAAAAAAAUUUUGGGUGUAUGUUGGGGAAAAAUACACAGGUGGUUGAGACAAGGUAUCGAUCACAUCAACUGAAAUAGCAGUUUAGAGUUUCUAAAUAUAUAUGAGUCUCUGAAAGUUUGACUAUGUACAUAAGCAUUCUUAAUUAGAUAGGUAACUUUUUGGAAAAAAUCUCUUUAGUUCCCAAAGGUAUAUUUAAUUAAAUUUGUAAGAAUAUAAUGGCUACUUCCUAGACCAAGUUUUUUUUCUUUGCAGAGAACCUUGUUUUAUUCAUCUGUGUACACAUAGCACCUAGCAGAGUACCAAAUAUGGACAAUUCAAAAAUAAGCAUUGAAAUAGUAUUUUGGAGGUAGCAAUUCCAUAACAUAAAAGAAAUGAGCUCACCACUCUUUAUUUUUAUUUUAGGUUUUGAGGUAAAAAAAAUAUCAUUUUCAUAUCUUACAUUAUCAUUCCUUAUAGCAUUUCACAUUGCCAUACUAUUUCAAUUAUCUUACUGCUAGCUAUCAUUUCUAAUUGUGGACAUUCUGCACUUAAUGUAUUUUCUAAGACACUGUAUUACAGUAUUUAUUUGGAUUCUUUUAAAGUUCCUAUGUAAAACAAGCUGUUUCAGAAAAUCAUUCUCAUCAGGGGUCUAUUUUUUUUUUUAUUCUGUAGUUAGAGACACUAUAAAAUUGUACUAAACUCAAUAUUCAUGUUUUGAAGACGUUCAUAUUGACCUGAAUGUGCACAGAAAACCUAGAACUGGUAGAUACACUGUAUUGUUAAUUUUAAGCUAUGUUUUUCCCCAAAAACUUAUUUAAUUUCUUUGCCACUGGAUUCUAUUCAGUCUUAAAAUAUUCCUUAAUAGUCUUUGGCUUAUGAAACUAAAAAUUGUUCUGGUUCAUAGUUUUUUAAAAGGUUAAUUGACUGCUUAGCCUUGUCCCUGGGUACUUGAACAGAGUAUUAGGUUUUGUUAUGGUCUCAUGUGAGUCUUGUAUUUGAUAAAAUGAAAAGUACAUCUGUAAAGUAGGUAAUUUUAUUGUUGUGCACAUCUAAUAUAUUUUAAAAUGUGGUACUUAGAUUUGAGUAUAAUUACUGUAUUUGUACUGUUGAUCAUGUUCAAUAAAAAUAUCUUGUACUAUAUUCUACGGUUAAUUUUUCAAUUAAAUGUAUUUUAAUUGAGACUCAAAAAUAAAAUUAUAAAGUAUGA